AUGUCUUUGCCUGAUUCCCAAACCAUCCUUGUUACGGGCGCCAACGGCUAUCUAGCCUUACACGUCAUCGAUCAACUCGUAAAGAAUGGCUACAACGUUCGAGGCUCGGUCAGGUCUAAGAAGGCAGACGAGAAAGUACGAUCAACCUUUCCAAAUGAAUACGGCGGGAAGGUGAAGACAUUUUUUGUCAAAGACUUGACAAACCCCGAGGACUUUGCUGGGGCCUUUGAAGACAUCACGGGUGUUAUCCACGCAGCCAGUCCGGCACCCAGCAAUGUGGAGGAUGCCGUCCGCGACAUGCUGGACCCGGCCAUCAAAGGCGCCACCAGUAUUCUUGAAGCCGCCAAACGCUACGCCAGCCCUUCGUUCAAGCGCGUUGUUCACACGUCGUCUUUUUCAGCAAAUCUUGAUAUCGCAAAGGGCCCACGCGCUGGCUACGUUUACAAAGAUUCAGACUGGAACCCUAUAACCCUCGAAGAAGCGGCAAAGCUCAAGGACCCGAUAUCUCUGUACAUCGCGUCAAAGGCACUCUCAGAGAGGGCGGUCUGGGAUUGGGUGGCAAAGCAGAAUUCCUGUUUCGACGUCGUUUCACUGAACCCAUCCAACGUCUUUGGUCCUCAUCUCGAGAGUAUCGGCACUCUAGACGAGGUCAGGUCGACAGCGAGGCUGCUAUGGCAGCUGAUCGACGCAAAGGAGAUCCCAGAACUCGAGUAUGCCGGAUGUGUCGACGUACGUGACACAGCCGCCAUGCUUGUCGCCGCCUUGGAGGCUCCUGCUGCGGGUGGCCGGAGGUUCUUGUUGGCACAUCACUUUGACUGGCAGACUGCGGCUGAUCUGGCGAGGGAGGCCCUUCCGGACGAGAUCAAGAGGCGGAUACCCAUUGGCAAACCUGGAUCUGGCAGAGACGAAGCGGAGGCCAACAUGUACCAAAUUGAUGGUAGCCGCGCGGCUGACGUUCUUGGGGUUGGCUAUCGGCCGCUGUUGGAUACUGUCAGAGACACGCUAGUGCAACUUAUGGAGGCAGAGAAGUAA
This is a messenger RNA of Fusarium keratoplasticum, 1032 nucleotides long. RefSeq names its product NAD-dependent epimerase dehydratase. The transcript has a single exon. Bases 1 to 1032 code for a protein of 343 amino acids. Lineage: Eukaryota; Fungi; Ascomycota; Sordariomycetes; Hypocreales; Nectriaceae. The record is from RefSeq and is a predicted model, not a curated record. Gene Ontology annotation, molecular function: oxidoreductase activity, acting on the CH-OH group of donors, NAD or NADP as acceptor.